CUCCUCACGGGUUCUCGAAAAUACAGUGGCUUGCGAACUGGACUUCCAAGGUUUCUCCCCAAACAGAUUUUUCCCGGCAGAUCCUAGCUUCAGUAAGUGGGAUAUAUCCCCUGCUCUCCCCCGCCGACCCUUGUGGGAAUUGGUGUGUUUCCUUUCAUCCAGGAUACUGCCCCCAUCCCAUGUGAAGUUACGUCCGAGCUCGCUAAGCCUAGCAGCCGACGCUUGGAAUAUUGCUAAAAUUGACUCUUAUUCUUCUGCGACCCCUAAUUUUGUGCAGGAUACUACGAUGGUCCAUGUCACAGACGAUCAGUUGGUGCAGUUCUCCCUUGAGGAGGUGCAGUCGACGGAAUUCAGGAGCUCCCGCAUGCCGUUAGGGCGCCUCUUUACAGAUAGUCCAAUAAAUCCGAUCGAAGUGCGGGAAGCUGUUAACUACCACUGUCAGGAAAAGAAUCAAAUCAAGGUGCUCAUUGCGAAGCAUGGGCUGCUGGAGUUUGUGUUGCCAACCAAAGAAUCCAAAAACUGGGUUUUAAAGCGAACUCCAUGGAUUAUUAAAGAUAACAUACUCCACCUCCGGCCAUGGUCGCAUAACGUUACCAAGAGAACUUUUGAGGAGUUGGCUAUUGCCGCUUUCCGGGUUUAGUUAUGGAAUGUGAAAGAAGAUUGCUGCACCAAGCAAUUUGGCCACUGAUGACUCGGUAUUUGCACAUGUUUUCCCCUUUGUUUCUUGAUUGUUUGAGCUUGAAUUAUCGUUUCUUUGGCCUAUUUUACACUAGGUUGUGUUCCUUUGUCACAUUUCAGGUCCUAGCACAUAAAGUGAAGCAUAGGCGCAAGUUUCAAGUCAAUCAGAGAUCAAUUGACGAUUCGGGAGAAUAAACUCGGGUAUGACCU
Molecule: messenger RNA, 888 nt
Organism: Linum trigynum
Lineage: Eukaryota; Viridiplantae; Streptophyta; Magnoliopsida; Malpighiales; Linaceae
Source: the annotation of a GenBank genome assembly